CUUCAGAUAACAACGUCUCUCAGUAAGUUUUGCCUAUUCUAAACUCCUCAUUAUCAUACCCUCCCAUCGUAACAUCAGUCAUUUAUAGUAAGUGUUUACUGCUGUUGUUGAUCAAAUUCUUUAAACUUCAUACUGUGAUUAAGUUUGAUGAUUACUAUCGCAUUGUUUAUCUACUAUCGCAUUGUUUAACUAAACUAAAUAAAAUCCACAGGACUCUCGCCUUGGUUCCCAUUGCCAAGAAAACAAGCUCGCCUCGUCGGCGAGUAGGUCGACGGAGUAGACAAGAAUGUGCCACAGGCUUGGAACUUGAAGCCUCGAUAGUCACUAUGAGUCCGCACAAUGACCAAACAGACUUACCAAAGCCUCGAGCUAGAAACAGGAGCGAUACCAGGCCAUCAGUAGAUAAGCUUUUGGACGAAGUCAACAAUACAGUGGGAGGCGAACCAGCUGACGAUGCUACGAAGGAGGAAUGGGAUCACUACUUAGGUACUUGCGUAAAUGAACUGGAUCGAAGAGCUGGGUCGAGCUCAUGGCCACAACUUGAAAAGGCUGAACGGUUUGUCAAGAGAAUGGGGCAAGCACCUUUUAGAAUGGUGGGCUAUAGUAGUGACGAGGACGACGUGCCCAAAGCUAGUGGUCCGACAGCGCCAGGCCAACAGAAAGCUCAGACUGGAAAAAACCAUAAUAAUAAGGCCACGGCUACAAACGGCAAGCCUCGAGGAAGACGUCGUGAGAUGACGUACCACAAAAAGAACGAGGUACGGGCAGCUUCCACAGAAAAGCAAGCAGCAAAGGAUCCUCACGAGUUGGAAGGCGCGGAACAGUCAAGCAGCGGCAAUGGAGUGAAGGCUUCUACACCCAACAUUAUUCCACCAGGCCCGGGCCCGACUACGGAUCAGGAUAGUCCGCAGCACAAGAAGAGAUGCCGGAGAGCGGUGGAAUCUCUAAUGUCGGACUUGGGCAAGCACUGGCAACCUCAUGCUGACGAACAAGGACGUAGGCCAGCCAGGGGAAGAGGUAACAAAAACUGAUUGGCUACGUAAAUAUGUUCGUAAGACAUAUUUAUGUUUCCAGGGGGAGCUCUAGGGCGCGGGAUCGAUCGUGAUGUGGAAAGAUGUGCUCUAUGUACGCAUAGAGAAGGUUAUCUUCAUGUUUAUGCAUGUCCGAGCAACUAUUUCUGGAAAAAGUUCGGACAUUAAGUACUUUGACAUAUUUCUACAUAUGUAGAGGCAUGAAGUAUUGCUGUUCUCGAAAGCGUUAGCGUAAGAACUAUUUACG
Daldinia vernicosa is the source of this 1278-nucleotide messenger RNA. RefSeq lists its product as uncharacterized. Lineage: Eukaryota; Fungi; Ascomycota; Sordariomycetes; Xylariales; Hypoxylaceae. Bases 327 to 1031 code for a protein of 234 amino acids. The transcript has a single exon. The record is from RefSeq and is a predicted model, not a curated record.